Molecule: messenger RNA, 1444 nt
Organism: Elgaria multicarinata webbii
Lineage: Eukaryota; Metazoa; Chordata; Lepidosauria; Squamata; Anguidae
Product: zinc finger protein 239-like
Exons: 2
Coding region: 73-1239 (388 amino acids)
Biological process (GO): regulation of transcription by RNA polymerase II
Molecular function (GO): RNA polymerase II cis-regulatory region sequence-specific DNA binding; DNA-binding transcription factor activity
Source: RefSeq, a predicted model, not a curated record
CAAUCGGUCUCUUUCGGAACCAGGAUUGAAGAGAAGCUCUCGGGUGACAGGUCAGCGAGCGAGGUGGAGGGCAUGCGCACACCAGAGGAAAUGAUGCUGAAAGUCAGGGAUGCUGAAAGUCAGCCUGGGAAUCCAGCCAGGAAAUCCGCUUCUUGUGGAGGCGUCUACAAGGACUUUGGCAAAAUCACUGAACACCAGAGAAUCCAUAAUAAAGUUGAGGCAGAAGGGGCAGUCACUGAAUGUGAGAAAACGUGUAGCCAGGGUUCUGUCCUUGCUUCCUGUGACGAAGCCAAUGCGCCUGAGAAACUUCACAAAUGUCUUGAGUGCGGAAAAAGCUUCCAUUACCGAUCCAACCUUGUUGCGCACGAGAGAACCCACACGGGAGAGAAGCCCUUUCCAUGUUCCCACUGUGGGAAACGGUUCCGGCUGAGCUCGCAUCUCUACAGGCAUCAGAAACUGCACACAGUGGAGCAACCAUACACCUGCCCGGACUGUGGGAAGCUGUUCCGUCAUAAAACCACUUUUGAUGCGCAUCAGAGAAUCCACACAGAAGAGAAGCCGUUUGCGUGCCUGGAGUGUGGGAAAAGCUUCACUCAUCGGUCGGGCCUUAUUGUACAUAAAAGAAUCCAUAUGGGGGAACAACCUUACGGUUGUGUUAAGUGCGGAAAAAACUUUGUUGACCAGUCAACCUUAGCAGCACAUGAGAGGGCCCAUUCAGGAGAGAAGCCGUAUCAGUGCUCGGAUUGCGGGAAGACCUUUAUUCACCGCUCGAGGCUUAUCGUCCAUGAGGAAACCCACACUGGGGAGAAGCCAUAUAAAUGUUCAGAUUGUGGGAAAAGCUUCAGCCUGAGCACCGCCCUCCUCACGCAUCAGCAGAUCCACAUUGGGGAAAAACCGUACCAGUGUACCGACUGCGGGAAAAGCUUCGUCCAGAGGGGGAACCUCGUGGCGCACGAGAGAACCCACACAGGUGAGAGGCCAUACAAGUGCCCGGACUGCGGAAAGUGCUUCAUUGUCAGCUCGAGCCUUCGAACCCAUCGCAGGACUCACACAGGAGAGAAGCCCUACGAAUGCUCGGACUGCGGGAAAAGCUUCAGUCAGAGCUCAGUCCUGAUGAGGCAUCUGAGAAUCCACACGGGAGAGAAGCCGCAUGAGUGCGCGGAUUGUGGAAGACGCUUCUCUCAGAGGUCAAGUCUCAUUUCACAUGCGAGAACCCAUGCAAGAGAGGCUCCUUAUUGACUGGAAGGAACUGAAUUAAAGAGACCCUUUAGGAUUUAUAUUCACCAAAAUAACAAAAGCCGCCAUGAAUAGUUCUAGGUUAAGUUUUUAGGAUUCAGAGGCUGAUCCGAAUUCACUGCCGCAAGCUCCCUUCUUUGACCUCACUACAUAGCCUCGCUUCCUGUAUGUGCAGAGCUGCGCACCUACGUUUCCGUUUUAGGGAAUA